UCCGUUUUUCACUCACGCCGUUCCUUAGCAACAAGACUCCCGCGCGUCUUUAUGACGUAAACGCGUAUCAACUCCUCUCAUUGGCUGUUCGUAAGAGCACCGGAAACGGGAAAUGUUGUGAUUCUCAAUACACGACCGGCGUCAGUCAAGUCUUUAAUCUUUAUUUUUCUAUUAUACGUCAACAUUUAUAACACUUGUUUUGUGUUUAAGGACUUGCAUUGUUAGAAUGUGUCCUAUUUAAAGAGAAAGGCAUCCGUCCUGUGAAAUUAAAGGCGUUAUUUCUGUGCUAAAUAUUAGUUAUUUAAAAGCAUUACUAGGAAUAUGUCCAGUGUUGUGCAUUGACUGACUCGUUUAUUUCAUCUUUAAAGCUGUGAAUUCUGAGGAUUAAUCAUGUCAGGCAGUUUUUAUUUUGUUAUGGUGGGUCAUCAUGAUAAUCCAGUGUUUGAGAUGGAGUUUCUCCCUCCUGGAAAGACAGAAUUAAAGGAUGACCACCGACACCUGAAUCAGUUCAUCGCUCAUGCUGCUCUUGAUCUAGUUGAUGAAAACAUGUGGUUGUCCAAUAACAUGUACCUGAAGACGGUGGACAAGUUCAAUGAAUGGUCUGUGUCUGCAUUUGUCACUGCUGGUCAUGUGAGAUUUAUCAUGCUGCAUGAUGUUCGGCAAGAGGAUGGAAUCAAGAACUUCUUCAGCGAUGUGUAUGACCUGUACAUCAAGUUUGCAAUGAAUCCCUUCUAUGAAGCCAACGCUCCGAUCCGCUCCACUGCCUUCGACAGGAAAAUUCAAUUCCUUGGGAAGAAGCAUCUCAUUAGUUGAUUUGUUUUCUCUACUACUAUACUUAUCAAGUGUACAUAUUUGUGCUUUCAUUUUACCCUCAUGCAUAAUAAAUAAACAGGUGUGUUGUCUAAACUGUCUUAUCAUUUUGGAUGCAACUUGGAUCAUUUUGCACCUGAUGUUGUGCAACGAAUGCUGAAGUUCUGGGAA
Molecule: messenger RNA, 981 nt
Organism: Xyrauchen texanus (razorback sucker)
Lineage: Eukaryota; Metazoa; Chordata; Actinopteri; Cypriniformes; Catostomidae
Product: trafficking protein particle complex subunit 2-like
Exons: 4
Coding region: 391-813 (140 amino acids)
Biological process (GO): endoplasmic reticulum to Golgi vesicle-mediated transport
Cellular component (GO): TRAPP complex; nucleus; cytoplasm
Source: RefSeq, a predicted model, not a curated record